Messenger RNA from Chrysochloris asiatica (Cape golden mole), 726 nucleotides. It is a transcript of the gene IGSF6, whose product is annotated as immunoglobulin superfamily, member 6. The record is from RefSeq and is a predicted model, not a curated record. Lineage: Eukaryota; Metazoa; Chordata; Mammalia; Afrosoricida; Chrysochloridae.
AUGGGGACCGCCAACAGAAGCAAGGUCUCCCGGGGACUGGCAAUCCGUCUGAUCCUAGUUUAUGUCGGUGCCGUGAGGACUUGUACUGUCUCGGUCACACAGCCAUCCUACCUCGAAGUGGACUACACUUACAAGGCCAUUACCAUCAACUGCACCUUCCACCCUACCGGGUGUCCUACAGAGACACCAAGCAGUCUGUGGUUCCGCUACGGUGCCCACCUGUCGGAGAAGCUAUGCUGGAAUGGAUGCCAGGGUGAGGGAGACAAGUUCACAGUGACGGGGUCCCCAGCAGAGAACCAAGUUUCCCUCACUAUCAACAGACUCACUCAAAACGACAGUGCGAUUUACAUCUGUGGCAUAGCAUUUCUAAGUUCCACGGAACCAGAAGCUAAGCAAACUGGACAAGGCACCACAUUGGUGGUAAGAGAAACUGAGCUUCUCAGCAUCCAGCUCCGGAACAUCCUGAUCCUGGUCUUACUGCUGCUCUCCAUCUAUGUCAUUGGUGUGCUUGGGACCUUCAUCUACAUCUCCAUAUCAAAAUCUAACAACACUUUAAGGACCACAGAAACAGAGGAAGACUCAAAAAAGAAGAGUGCUCGGCGGGUUUUUCAGGACAUUGCCCAAGAACUCUACCGUAAGGGACAUUUGGAAGCAAGACAGUAGUCCGAGAAAGACAGCAACACUAAUGAAGACAGAAGCGUGCUUUCCAAUUAUGGAAGACCAUAG